Paraphaeosphaeria sporulosa is the source of this 1413-nucleotide messenger RNA. RefSeq names its product Annexin. The coding region runs from base 1 to 1413 and encodes 470 amino acids. Gene Ontology annotation, molecular function: calcium ion binding; calcium-dependent phospholipid binding. The record is from RefSeq and is a predicted model, not a curated record. NCBI's taxonomy places the organism in Eukaryota, Fungi, Ascomycota, Dothideomycetes, Pleosporales, Didymosphaeriaceae. Gene Ontology annotation, cellular component: cytoplasm. The transcript has 3 exons.
AUGUACGGACAGCAGCCGCCCAACCAGGGAGGAUGGAAUCAGGCCCCCCCGCCUCAGGGUCAGUACGGAUAUAACGCGCCACCUCCGCAACAGGGUUGGGGUGCCCCACCGCCGCAGGGAAACUAUCCUCCUCCCCAGCAGGGCUAUCAACAACAGUAUGGUGCGCCUCCACCUCAGCAGGGCCAGGGUCAUUGGGGAGCACCACCUCCUGGCGGACAGCCGGGUUAUGGAGCACCUCCGCCAAAUCAGUAUGGCUCACCUGCACCACCGCAAGGUGGGUAUCAACAGCCGCCGCCUGGUCAAUAUGGCGCUCCUCCCCCACAGGGAGGUUAUGGGCAGCCUCCCCCCCAGCAAUAUGGCGCGCCGCCGCCCCAACAACCCGGGUACGGUGCCCCUCCACCUCAGCAGUACGGCCAGCAAUACGGUGCACCUCAGAGUUUCGGCCCGCCCACUCAGCCCUCGCUGGGUUAUGGCCCCCAGCGGACUGCGAAUAUUGAUGUGACUCAGGAUGUUGAAGGCAUCCGGAAAGCUAUGAAGGGCUUCGGCACCAACGAGAAGGUCCUGAUCCAGAUAUUAGCAAAGAAGGACCCCAUCCAGAUCAACACCAUUCGCCAAGCUUACAACCAGCGGAUGUUGCGAGACUUGAUCAAAGAUCUCGAGAAAGAGACGUCAGGCUAUUUCGAGAAGGGUUUAGUUCAGAUUGCCCGAGGCCCGCUCAUAGGCGACUGCUACACACUCUACGAGGCAAUGAAGGGUUUGGGAACCAAGGAAGCAGCUCUCGAUGAUGUGCUCAUAGGCCGAUCGAACGCUGAUGUGAAUGCCAUAAAGGCUGAGUACCAGAACAUUUUCAAGAAGACUCUAGAAGCCGACUUGAGGGGUGACCUUUCAGCCGCAACCGAGAAGAUGUACAUGAUGGUCAUCGCCGCGCGCCGCGCAGAAGAUUCGAAUCCAGUCAUGCCACAAGCCGUCGAGCAGGAUGUCACCGAGCUGCAGCGCGGAAUGGGUAACAUGAUCAGCAAGAACGCUAGUUCCGUCUGUGACCUCUUGUUCACCCGGAACGAUGCUCAAAUCCGCGCUAUUGCCCAAUCUUACCAGCAACGAUUUCAUGAGCCCUUGGUCAAGACCAUCAAAUCAAAGUUCUCGGGCCACAUGGAGGAUGCGCUAGUGCUACUUGUCGAGCGAGCAAUCAACCGCGCUGAGGCCGAAGCGACGCGCCUUGAGGACUCCAUGGCCGGUCUUGGUACGAAGGAUGAGCUGCUGGUACAACGUGUUGUCCGGUGUCACUGGGAUCAGGGUUUCAUGAGGGCUGUGAGCGAUGCCUACCAGCGGAAGUACGGCAAGUCUCUGGUUAGGAGAAUCGAGGGUGAGACAAGGGGCGAUUAUGAAAAACUGAUGGUCGCCUGCGUUCAGUAG